AUGGCUCCCACGGCUCCCCCCGCAGCCUCCAACUCCCCGGCCAAGAAGACUUCUGCGCCUGAAAAGAAAUACAAGUGUCAAUUUUGCAAUCGUGCUUUUAGUCGCAGCGAACAUCGCAGCCGCCACGAGCGAUCCCACACCAAGGAACGACCAUUCAAAUGCUUAAAAUGCCGCAGCACCUUUGUGCGGCGAGAUCUGCUUCUCCGUCAUGACCGUACCGUUCAUGCUAAGGAUGGAGGCAUCCCUCUCGUCAGCGAAGGACGCAGGCGUGGCGGUAACGCGGGAACCCAGAAGAGCCCGCCUACCGCCGCCGCGCCUCCCAAGCCCUCAAUUACCAUUGACCCCGCCACUCUGGAACAAAUCGAGGCAAGCAGUGAUGGUAUGGUCGACCUUGAAACAGCAGCCAUGUUGAUGACCGAUUUCCAACAUAAGGCUGCUGCCGCCGCCACCACCACCGGCCACGUUCAAGAUCGCACUGGUUCUGACCGCUCCUUCUCGCCGAGUCGCGGCUCACUUCUGGAUCAGCACGCUUCCUACUUGUCCGGCAAUGCCACGCUACCUCAGAUGCCCUGGGAUUCUCUGGUUUCGCCCACGGAGACAAAGCAUUCCAUGACCGGUUUCACUUCUCAGGACGCAGGCUCACAUGCCCAUCAAAUGUCAAUGAUGGAUCGCCACAUGUCCGCUCGGGACGCACUGGCACCUUCGCUGCAUUCGCUUGUGGAUUCUUUGCCGAUGUCCGGCAACUCAACUCCCAACGCGCUAUCGCCCUACCCAUCAAUGACCGGCCCCGUCAGCCCCGUCAAUUACCGCCGGUCUCCGGGCCCCAGUCAAGCACUCACUCUACCUAAAGCGCCUCAGCUCGUCAAUGAGAUGGAGAGACAACGCAUCGUGGACAACAUCAAGAACUCAGACACUCUGUCGACUCUACCAGAGGGCUUCCAGCUUCCGUCCACGUCGGCAUUGAACAAGUACCUGUCCACCUACUUCAAUCUCUACCAUCACCAUCUUCCGUUCUUGCAUCAGGGAUCUUUCAGGCCAACCGAAGCUUCACCGCCUCUACUGCUGGCUGUACUGUCCAUUGGUGCACUCUACACUUUUGAACGGGAACACGCAUUCAUGCUGCAUGUCGGAUCCAAAGUCCUCGUCAACCAAUUCCUUCAACAAAAGGAUAACUUCGAUUCACGGAAAUGUCCCCUCUGGGCCAUGCAAAGUACUUUGUUGAACAUGGUCUUCGAGAGCUGGAGUGGGGAUCCAAAGGGUCUUGAAUGGACUUGCUCAAUCAAGAGUUUACUCGCUAAUAUGGUUGCUGGAAAUCGUUAUCAAUUGAAGCUUCGUACCGAGGCCCGCGAAGGUCGGUUGCCUACACGCGAAGAGUGGAUCGAAGAUGAGUCGUGCCGCCGGACUUACUACGCCGUCUACAUCUUCUUUGGCAUGCUCACUCUGACUUUCAACCACACUCCUGCUAUGAGCUUGGACGAACUCGACAGCUUGGAAUUGCCAUCUUCGGAGUCACUGUGGAGUCUUGACGUGGCCGACGAAGACUCUUGGCAGCGUACCUUGAGCACUGUGAUCCAGGUCAACAUUCGCGAAGCACACGACCGUUUGUUCCAGGGUGAGCAGACACGGUAUAGCGCAUUCGCUACGCGGGUCAUGAUCAACGCUCUUUUCCUGCAAGUCUGGAGCCACAAGCGCAGUUUUGAGGCUCUCCAGGAUGUUGUGACCGAGUACAAGCUUCGUCUUGCGUUGGAAACUUGGGAGAACUCACUCGAGCUUUGCGAGGCUGAGACCAUUGUGGUUCCCCUGAGCACACCACAAAAGGGCCAUCCUUUGAUUUUCAACUCCAUGGCCAUUUAUCGUAACACUCGAGCUCGGUUGGCAGUUGACCUCAAAUCUGUUCAGGAGGCUCUGCGUUACCACUCAUCGUACGAGGUCGCUGCGGCCAUGACUGUCGCCCGCGACAAGGUGAAGCGGUCUCCUGAGAUGAACAAUGUUAUCCAACAAUGCUUCGAAUGCAUCGAGAUUGCUGCCGUUCAAGGCAUCAAUUGGGUUGCCAAGACGUCCGCUACCAAUUGGAGCGUUGAGCAUCCUCUUUGCGGCCUUGACCUGAUGGUUAUCCUCAGCUUAUGGCUCUACCGCCUGGAACAUGACGAGGAGCCUGCCACAGAAGCCGAGAUUGCCAUUUACAGCAAGGUGCGCAAUCUGUUUGAUGAUGAUGCCAUUGAUGUUUUUGGCAAGGUUAGCUCCACCGUUGCCCGAGUCUGGGGUAACAUACUUGACGGUGUCGUUGUUUGGGGACUCACUAAGCUUAUGGGCGAAUCCUUCAAGCUGCAUGCGCAGGCCUUGGUAGGCUAUGAGGACUCGGUUGCCAAAGAUCAACCUUUGCACCCCAUGCCUACCAAGAGCCUUGCUAGUGUUGGCACUGCAUACUAA
Molecule: messenger RNA, 2430 nt
Organism: Talaromyces atroroseus
Lineage: Eukaryota; Fungi; Ascomycota; Eurotiomycetes; Eurotiales; Trichocomaceae
Exons: 4
Coding region: 1-2430 (809 amino acids)
Biological process (GO): DNA-templated transcription; regulation of transcription by RNA polymerase II
Cellular component (GO): chromatin
Molecular function (GO): RNA polymerase II cis-regulatory region sequence-specific DNA binding; zinc ion binding; DNA-binding transcription factor activity, RNA polymerase II-specific
Source: RefSeq, a predicted model, not a curated record